Molecule: messenger RNA, 3717 nt
Organism: Emys orbicularis (European pond turtle)
Lineage: Eukaryota; Metazoa; Chordata; Testudines; Emydidae
Gene: SMC1B
Product: structural maintenance of chromosomes 1B
Exons: 25
Coding region: 1-3717 (1238 amino acids)
Biological process (GO): sister chromatid cohesion
Cellular component (GO): chromosome; meiotic cohesin complex; nucleus
Molecular function (GO): ATP hydrolysis activity; protein binding; DNA binding
Source: RefSeq, a predicted model, not a curated record
AUGGGUUACCUGAAGCUGCUGCUGCUGGAGAACUUCAAGUCAUGGCGGGGGCGGCAGAGCAUCGGCCCUUUCAUGAGAUUCAACUGCAUCAUUGGGCCCAACGGAUCAGGAAAAUCAAACAUAAUGGAUGCCCUUAGUUUUGUAAUGGGUGAAAGAACAGCAAAUUUAAGAGUAAAAAGUGUUCGAGAACUUAUUCAUGGAGCACAUGUUGGAAAGCCAUUUUCCUCUACUGCAAGUGUGAAAAUAGUGUACUGUGAAGAGAAUGGAGAAGAGAAAACAUUUUCAAGAAUUAUUCGAGGUAGUUGUUCUGAGUUUCUUUUCAAUGAUAAAGCUGUUAGCCGAUCUGUUUACACAGCAGAGCUUGAAAAAAUAGGCAUAAUUGUCAAAGCAAGGAACUGCAUGGUUUUUCAGGGAGCAGUAGAGUCAAUUGCAAUGAAGAAGCCCAAGGAGAGAACCCAGCUUUUUGAACAGAUUAGUAAUUCAUGGGAGUUUGCUGAGGAAUAUGAGAGAAAGAAGAAGAAAAUGCAACAGGCAGAGGGGGAUGCGCAGUUUAAUUAUAACAAGAAAAAACAUGUGGCAGUAGAACGCAAGCAUGCAAAGUUAGAGAAAGAGGAGGCAGAGCGUUACCAGAUGCUGCUUGAAGAGCUGAAAGAAAACAGGAUACAGCUGCAACUUUUCCGACUUUAUCACAAUGAGAAAAAAAUUGACUUUUUGAACAACAAAUUGGAUGAAAAGAACAUGGAUGUGAAUACCAAGGAAGACUCCCUUUCUUCUGCUGAAGACACAUUUAAAGCUAAGAAAAAAGUGCUUGGAAUAUUAAAUAGAGACCAACAACACAUGGAAAAAGAAAUGAAAACCCUAGAAGCGUCAUUGAAUCAGAAAAGGCCUCAGUAUAUUAAAGCAAAGGAGAACACUUCUCACCAAAUCAAGAAAGUAGAUAUGGCUAAGAAAUCCUUAAAAGAUAAUGAGAAACACCUUGCUAAACAAGAGCAAAACAUAAAAGAAUUGGACACCGAGCUGACUGAUGUUGAGAGAAGUUGGAGAGCAUAUGAAAAGAAGGUUGAAGAGGAGAUGUUACAGAGAAGAGCAGAUGUUGAGCUGGAAGCAAGUCAACUGGAUCGGUAUAAAGAGCUAAAAGAACUAGCAAGAAAGAAAGUAGCUACAUUGACCCAGCAACUAGAAAAACUGCAGUGGGAACAAAAAGCAGAUCUAGAAAGGAUGACAUUUGAUGAGAGGAAGCAAAAAGAAAUUGAGGAAAGUAUAAAGCAAGUUGUGGAACAGAUAGAAGACCACAAAAAACGAAUUGAGAAGUUGGAGGAGUAUACCAAGUCAUGCACUGAAUUGUUAGCAGAGAAAAAACAACAGGAGAAAGUCCUAACUGAUGAAAUGGAGAAUUCAAGGGUACAGAUAGCUCAAGUAAAUGAAGAACUAAACAAAAUAGUUGGUGAGCUGCAGAAUGCUAGAAUUGACUACCAUGAAGGAAGACGCCAGCAAAUGAGAGCAGAGAUACUGGAGAGUCUCAAAAGACUUUAUCCUGAUUCUGUGUUUGGAAGACUGCUUGACUUGUGUCAUCCUAUCCAUAAAAAAUAUCAGCUGGCUGUUACCAAAGUCUUCGGCAAGUACAUGAGUGCCAUUGUUGUGGCUACUGAAAAAAUAGCAAGGGAUUGCAUUCGAUUCCUAAAGGAGGAAAGAGCUGAGCCUGAAACAUUUCUUGCUUUGGAUUACCUUGAUAUUAAGCCCAUCAAUGAAAAAUUAAGGGAGAUAAAAGGAUCUAAAAUGAUGAUUGAUGUUGUACAGACUCCAUUUACACCCCUGAAAAAAGUGAUUCAGUUUGUAUGUGGGAAUGGUCUGGUCUGUGAAACUGUUAAAGAAGCAAGACAGAUAGCAUUUGAUGGACCAGUGAGGUUGAAAACAGUCUCUCUUGAUGGAACUUUAUUUUUGAAAUCUGGAGUUAUCUCUGGAGGGUCAAGUGACUUGAAAUUUAAAGCUAGAUACUGGGAUGAAAAAGAGAUGAAAGAAAUGAAAGAAAGAAGGGAUAGGUUGGUUAAUGAACUAAAGGAAUUAAUGAAGAUCAAACGUAAGGAGACUGACUUGAAACAGUUACAGGCACAGUGCCAGGGAACUCAGACUCGGCUCAAAUAUUCGCAGAGCGAAUUAGAGAAUAUUAAAAAGAAACACCUUGCUAAUUUCUACAAGGAAAAAUCUAAGCUGGAAAGUGAGUUAGUAAAUAUUAAAUCACAAUAUGCUAUGCUGAAUGAAGGACUUUUACAAAGAACAGAGAAAAUUGAAGAGUUUCAAAAGAAAAUGAAUGAGGUUGAAGAUGCUGUAUUCCAGGACUUCUGUGAAGAAAUUGGGGUAGAGAAUAUUCGUGUAUUUGAGCAAGAACGUGUGAAACAGCAGGAAGAAACUGACAGAAAAAGACUGGAGUUUGAAAACCAGAAGACACGACUGAGCAUUCAGCUUGAAUACAGUCGUGGCCAGCUACAAAAGUUAGUGAACAAGAUCCACAUGUUGAAGGAGACAAUUCGUAAGGAUGAGGCUGAGAUUGUCAGGCUAAAGAAGGCUGAGGAAGAAUUUCUACUAAUGGUGAAUGAAAUAAUGGAGGAACAACAGCAUCUUAAGGAUAGAUUAAUAACUCUCAAAACUGAGGUUACAAAAGCCCAAAAUGAAGUUGAGGAAUCAAGGAAGAAAUUAUUAACCCUUAAUAGGGAAAUGGGUAAGUUACAAAAGGAAGCUAUAUCUAUUGAAACCUCUCUGGAACAGAAAAGAUUAGAGAGACAUAAUAUGCUUCUUGAAUGCAAGGUCCAAGACUUGAGAAUUUCUCUCUUAUUGGGAUCACUGGAUGAAAUCAGUGAAGUAGAGCUGGGAACUGAAGCAGAAAGCACUGAGGCUACUGCAGAUAUUUAUGAAAGAGAGAGAGCAAUUCAGAUAGACUACAGCAGUCUAACAGAUGAUCUAACGGACCUACAGUCAGAUAAAGAGAUUGAGGCUCAUCUGACACGAUUGCAGCAGCAAAUAGUAUCCAAAGAAAAUGUUUUAUUCAAAACAGCUGCACCAAACCUAAGAGCACUGGAGAAAUUGCAGACUGCUAAGGACAAGUUCCAAGAAUCAGUAGAUGCUUUUGAGGCCAGCAGAAGGGAAGCCAGGAUAUGUAGGCAAGAAUUUGAACAGAUGAAAAAAAGAAGAUACGAGCGUUUCAGCCAGUGUUUUGAGCAUGUCUCAGUAGCUAUCGAUCAGAUCUACAAGAAACUCUGCAGAAACAGUUGUGCUCAGGCAUUUCUCAGUCCCGAGAAUCCUGAGGAACCAUAUCUAGAAGGCAUUAGCUAUAACUGUGUGGCUCCUGGAAAACGCUUUAUGCCAAUGGACAACUUGUCAGGAGGUGAAAAAUCUGUGGCAGCACUGGCUCUUGUGUUUGCAAUACACAGUUUCCGCCCUGCCCCUUUCUUUAUUUUGGAUGAAGUGGAUGCUGCACUGGAUAACACAAACAUUGGCAAAGUAUCAAGCUUCAUCAAAGAGCAGGCACAGGAACAGUGUCAGAUGAUAGUUAUUUCUCUAAAGGAGGAGUUUUAUUCCAGAGCAGAUGCAUUAAUUGGAGUCUGUCCAGAGCAAGAUGAUUACAUGUUUAGUCAGGUACUGACUCUGGAUCUUACUGUGUAUCCAGACAUUGAUGACAGUGAACGAAAAGAGAAGCACAGAUACAGUUCCACACUGGAAUAA